AUGAUUAUUACAAGUAAAGGACCAGAAGAGUUAUUUAAUGAAAUUGUUUCUGUUAUUGAAAAAACAAAAGUUUCAGAUUAAAAGAAAUUUGAAUGCACUCCAAUUCAAAAAGAGGAUGAUAUAUCAUUUAUUUAAUUGAAUUCAAAGGUUAAUGCUUUAAAAACAUAAAAUAGAGAUGAAAAUUCUGAGGAAUAUGAAUAUGUUUAUGAAUAUGCUUAUGAUGAAAUUAAUGAUGAUGAACUUGGAGAAUAUGAAUAUAUCUAUGAAUAUUAAUAUGAAGAAUUACCAGAAGAAUUAAAUUAAUAAGAAUUCUAUGAAGAAAUAAAUGAUAUAUAAUCAGAUUAAAUUGAAUUUGAUUAGUCAACAGAUGAUGAUUCAGAUUCAGAAGAUACGGACAAUCAAAAUAUUCCAAAAGCUGAUUUAUUAGAGGUUUAAUAAAAUGAAAUGUGCUUCUAAGCUUUUUCAGAAUGUGAUUUCUAAGGUGCUUCACUUAAAAUUUGUGGACCUAAUCCAAGUAUUCCAAAGGAGUUAUAAAACUUUUUAAUCUAAUCUAUAAAAAUGCCUGAUUAAAUAAGAAUUACAUUCUAUACAAAUUAACAAUAGAAAAUCACCAUUGAAGGAGAUUAAGAAUGCUUAUAAAGACCUUUUGAAAUAGAUUAAAUGAAACCUUAAAGAUAACUGUUGAGUCAUUAAUGA
This is a messenger RNA of Paramecium primaurelia, 696 nucleotides long. NCBI's taxonomy places the organism in Eukaryota, Ciliophora, Oligohymenophorea, Peniculida, Parameciidae. The record is from the annotation of a GenBank genome assembly.